GGAACAAUUGGGUUGACUUUGCCAAGGAGCCACCUCAGAGCGUGUCAGGUUACUUUGAGUGACAGCGUAACCAUGGCAAAUAAUUUGACUAAGGCUAUUGUCUUAUCCUCACCAUCCCCGGGUCAGGUAUCCGACCAAUCAGAGUUCAUAUAAUCGCCAGUCUUGCCAGCUUAGAAUAAUAUUAUUAAAACGAGCCAGCGAGUCUGGUCUGUGUGAGAAGUUUUUGUUGUAGCGGCAGGAAGGUGGAGGACGGUGGAAGGAGUAGCAAAUGUCUGUCUUUCGCUGCAACUUUAUGAGGAAUUGUCGCCUGGAGUUUGACAUGGCUGAAAAGGCUUGAGCCUCUCCUGCAGCACCGAGGUGGAUCUCGCUAAACAUCGAACAGCUGUAAGUUUCAGACUGCUCUUUUUGGACCGUUUUGGACAGUUUGUGGACUUCAUGCGUCUUGGUUUCAUGAGAGCCUGAGAGGAGAGACGGUGGAAGUGAGGCACGGUUGAAUCUGUCCCGGUCGUCGCCAUGUCCAUGCUGCCGACGUUUGGUUUUACGCAGGAGCAAGUGGCGUGCGUGUGCGAAGUCCUGCAGCAAGGGGGGAACAUCGAGCGGCUGGGGCGCUUCCUCUGGUCGCUGCCGGCGUGCGAGCACCUCCACAAGAACGAGAGCGUCCUCAAAGCGAAAGCGGUGGUCGCCUUCCACCGGGGCAACUUCCGCGAGCUCUACAAGAUCCUGGAGAGCCACCAGUUCUCGCCGCACAACCACCCGAAGCUGCAGCAGCUGUGGCUCAAGGCGCACUACAUCGAGGCGGAGAAGCUGCGCGGCCGCCCGCUCGGCGCGGUGGGGAAGUACCGCGUGCGCAGAAAGUUCCCCCUGCCCCGCUCCAUCUGGGACGGCGAGGAGACGAGCUACUGCUUCAAGGAGAAGAGCCGGAGCGUCCUCCGGGAGUGGUACACCCACAACCCGUACCCGUCCCCGCGGGAGAAACGCGAGCUGGCGGAGGCCACGGGACUCACGACCACACAGGUCAGCAACUGGUUCAAAAACCGACGGCAGAGAGACCGAGCAGCUGAGGCCAAGGAAAGGGAAAACAAUGAAAACUCCAACAACAACAAUCACAACCCACUAAGUUCUUCCAUGAACGGCAAUAAAACUCUUUUGGGGAGCUCGGACGACGAUAAAACACCGUCAGGGACCCCGGAUCACACGUCCCCGAGCCCGGCUCUACUCCUCGGCCCAAACCCGGGCUUAGCGUCCCUUCACGGCCUUGCGCCCCCGCCGGGACCCAGCGCAAUCCCAGUGCCCGGCGGCGCAGACUCAGUGCACCAUCACCACUCGGUGCACCAUGACACUAUACUGAACGCUAUGUCGUCUAAUCUAGUGGACUUGGGCUCUUAAAAAAACAGUUUUUUUUU
Messenger RNA from Austrofundulus limnaeus, 1403 nucleotides. It is a transcript of the gene six2a, whose product is annotated as SIX homeobox 2a. Lineage: Eukaryota; Metazoa; Chordata; Actinopteri; Cyprinodontiformes; Rivulidae. Gene Ontology annotation, cellular component: transcription regulator complex; nucleus. Gene Ontology annotation, molecular function: RNA polymerase II cis-regulatory region sequence-specific DNA binding; DNA-binding transcription factor activity, RNA polymerase II-specific. The record is from RefSeq and is a predicted model, not a curated record. Gene Ontology annotation, biological process: regulation of transcription by RNA polymerase II.